AUACACAAGUUUAAUUUUAUUUUUAUAAACCAUGCUUUAAAUUUGUGAUAAAACUAACAAUAAUAGUGUGAAAAGGGAAUUAAGAAAAAUGGAUAAGGUGUUAAAUUCAUCAAAAAACUUUGACUCAAAACGGGAAGACUAUUUAGAAUGGGAAGAAUAUUUUAUGGCUACUGCUUUCUUGGCAGCCAAGCGAAGCAAAGAUCCUUGUUCUCAAGUUGGUGCUUGUAUAGUUAACGAAAAUAACGUUGUUGUUGGAAUAGGUUAUAACGGAAUGCCCAAGGGAUGUCAAGACAAUAAUUUUCCAUGGGGUAAAAUGUCAGACGAUCCUUUGCUCAAUAAAUAUAUGUAUGUGUGUCAUGCAGAACUGAAUGCUGUACUUAACAAAAACAGUGCAGAUGUGAAAAAUUGCAUCUUGUAUGUAGGUCUUUUUCCUUGCAAUGAAUGUGCUAAAGUUAUUAUACAAUCCGGUAUAAAAGAAGUUGUUUAUUUAUCUGAUAAACAUUGCCUUAAAGCAAGUACAAUCGCCUCAAAGAAAAUGUUUGAUGCUGUUGGUAUCAAAUAUAGGCAAUUUAUUCCAAAACACUCCAAAAUUGUGAUAGAUUUCAAUGAAAUAAAUGAGAAUCCUAUGACGCAACUUCCUGAAACCCCCAUAAAAGAUGUCAAAUGUCAAAAGCAACUUGUAACGGAAAAUAAAGAAAUGUGUAAUAAUUUAGAAAAAAUACUUUUAUGACAAAAGCCUUGUUUUUUUAAGUGGCCAAAAAAAAGAAGGACAUCUUUUAUAUCAUACAGUGUGUACAAAAAGUAAUAUAAUUUGGAUAGUAUACUUAAAGUAUCAAUAAUCUUAUUUUUAAAAUCGUAUAACCCUAAAACAUUAUUUACGAAUAUUUAUUGCGAAAUUAAAGAGCAGAAUUAAUUAGUUUUGCUUAAUUAGAUCCUCAAAGUGCCUUACUUAUCCUAGUUGAUAGUAUAUCCGAUUAUAGUAAUAGCCACGUAAUCGUAAUUUCUGCUGCGAUCACCACAACUCACCAGAAUCCUUUUCCAUACUAACCGAGUCUAAAAAAGUAAAUAAAAUAUGCAUACAUUUGUGAAGAAUUUUCCAUUUGGAGUUUUCUCCAUGUUCCUUUAAUAACCCAUUGAAUGAAAUCUCUCGUUAUCUUACUUUUAGUUCACACUGGACGAAUGACAUAAAAGAUAGGUAAUGUCAUUUUCUUGUAAUCCUAUACUUAAAUCAGUGAAAUCGCUUUACAUUUGUAUCGAAUCGAUUAUACUUACAUUUGUAAUAUUUAUAAUAAAAUCUGGUGUUG
Molecule: messenger RNA, 1304 nt
Organism: Diabrotica balteata
Lineage: Eukaryota; Metazoa; Arthropoda; Insecta; Coleoptera; Chrysomelidae
Source: the annotation of a GenBank genome assembly